Molecule: messenger RNA, 2295 nt
Organism: Schizophyllum commune H4-8
Lineage: Eukaryota; Fungi; Basidiomycota; Agaricomycetes; Agaricales; Schizophyllaceae
Exons: 11
Coding region: 58-2295 (745 amino acids)
Source: RefSeq, a predicted model, not a curated record
CCUGAAUCGGCCUGGGGCGAUAUACGCCAUCUAUACGUGCAAACUGACGAAGCCGACAUGCAGAACUUUCUAGUGACGCACGAUUUGAGUCGCAUAGAGUCCCUGCACGUUCGCGCAACGAGGAUCACCUCGAGCCUUGCGCUCAUCUUGCGCAGCACUCCGCGCAUCCACACACUCGAUCUCGCGUACCUGUACUUCAGGACAUUUCCCAAGAACAUAGCGGUCUCAAUGAACUACCCACUGCAGCCGCUUCCUCGAUUUCCUCAGCUAGUGUCACGGCCCCGUGUCGUGCGCUAUUGCUCACGCCUCGAUCUUGUACACGAAAUAGCCACGGACGUGGAUUGGAUCGAGAAGGCGCGCGCUACACGCUACCCUUUCGCGACAUUGCUGCAUGAGCUCGACAUCUCGCAGGUUGAGCAGCUCGAAAUCAGCGCGGAAUCGCUAGCCCUGCCGUGCGCUGUGGCAUAUACAUGGUCGUCGCUCCGAGUUCUCGUCAUCACUGGGUUUUGGAUAUCCAACGAUUCCGAGACACCGCUCGAUGACGCUCGGUUGAAGACGCCGGCAUCCAUAUACGAGCAUGUACACCUGGGAACUCUGAUCAAUGCGACGCCCAACCUCCGCAUCCUGCGCAUUCGCUGGCGGUACAUCUUCCUUCCUGAACCGCGGCGGACGGUAUGGCCUCCUAGCGAUGUUUCGCAUCUAAAAACCUUCGGCGGCGCAUUGGAGGUGUUCGAGCUCUAUAACCCUUCUGUAUUGGAUGGUGUGUACACGCGACUGCCCCAAACGUUGCGUUCGCUCUCUCUACUUACGCAUCCGCACGGUACACAUGGGACCAACAUGCUCAAGGAGUACGAGCUGCACGAGGUCAACAUCGCGAAUCCAUACAUCGCGGUUCUCAGACCCCUGGAUAUCGAGCGCAUCUUGACCUUAACGGAGCUGCCCUGUCUACACGACCUGCGACUCUCAUUCCGGGGCCAGGAGGGUACUCGUCUCUUCAACUUCAUUGCGGAGACUUUUCCCCUUCUUGAGAUUUUGGAGCUGCAUGCAGAAACCGGCCCGGGAUGCAUCUGGCAAACGCCUCAAUUGACUGCGUGCGCCCGAGCUCUGUCCCCGCUUUCACGAUUGCGGUCGCUGAGACUGAAUACUUUUCGGCGGGUGCUAUCGCAAGAGCAGUGGAUGCAAUGUCAAGAGCGCAUGUACUUCCACGAAACCCUUGAGCAGAAAGCACGAUUUGGCAUCCUCCGCGCCGAAGUCGUCGCCGCCCUAUUUGGCGAAGAAGGCAGCGGCGAUGCCAAACCUAGCUAUUCCCGUUGGCCUCGACUGCAGGAUGUAUGGCUACCUCAGGCGUACGGCGAUAUGGACUAUCUAUGUAGGAUUUGGCAAAUAUUUGACGUGGAACGUGGUCGCGAUGGGCGGCCAGACCUUUGUGGAUCAAACUCGGAAGUUGAACUUGUGCACGUGAUCGUGCAACUUCUUUCGGCAAUACCCGCAGAAUGCGGGACGUCAGGCGUCCGCAGCGCACAGCUUGCCCUCUCGGAGUUCUCAGACGUCAACGAGAUUGCCCCGACGUUUUCUGCGUUGCCGAUGGACAUGGUAUAUGAGGUUCCAGAUAAUCUCAUUUUCUCGCACCUCCACCCUUCCGACCUCUUCAAUCUGAAGCGCACAUCGAGUGCAUUUCGCGACGCGCUGGCGACCAGGCGUGCGACUUCGGUGUGGCAAGCGUGUCUGGCGAACGUGCCAGACCUUCCGCCCGUGCCGCCCGAGUAUGACUGCUUGGAGUACGCGGCGAGGGUGUUCGGGGACCAAUGUACGUACAUAGCGGCCAGCUUCCCGCGACUGGAAGUCCUCGAAUCCCACGCCGAACGCAGCCCUGGAUACCUCUGGUCAGCGAGCGACCUGUCGUUGACGAGCACAAUUCGGGGUGUGCUUUCUCAAAGAGAGAUCGCUGCCGCUCUGUUUGGCGAUACCACCGCGGCAGAUGGACCAGCGCGUUUUCCGGCCUUUUGCGAGUUGUGGUUAUCAGAUAGUAUUCUGGUCAUCCGAAAUGUUCUCUCGUUGAUUCGGAGAAUGUGGGAGGUGUAUGUUGUGGAGCGGGAUAGCCCCGCCGGGCGGGUGGAUAUCCGCCUUGAGGACGGGUGGAUAUCCGCCUUGAGGAUGAGUCUAGGGAGUGGGGUUCUGGAUUAUCACUACGGUCUGGACGAUCAUCACUACGGUCUGAACGAUCAUUACUACGGUAAGAACGAUCAUCACUACGGUCUGGACGAUCACGGUAGGAUGUCGAGCGGGGAGGCGUAG